AUGGCGGUCGCGGCCGGGCUGGUAACGGAGAAAGUUUCCGCCGACACUGGCCUGUAUUAGCGCGUAUGGCCUCGGGCCCUCGUUCCCCAAGGCGUGCCGUCCCCCUGUUCUCAGUCGCAGGCUGAAGCCUUGUCUUUCCUCCUUUUUGGUUUGGUUUUGGAACUGACUCCGAGGGUUGGGAGAGCGCGUUGGUGGCGACGGCCGAGUCAGGUAGGUAAGUAGAAAUGGGUGGACGGCAGGGCGGCGAGAUCUAGGCAUAGACACUGCCAGGGCUCCGCGUGGUCCGGACCCCAAGCUCCGCCCAGUCGGCCUCCCAGGGCCGGGGUAGGAUACCUGCCGGUGGAGGAGUUAACAGUGGUGGUUGGAGAUUGGGGGGUGUGGGAGCGCCUCUCCGUAUCUUGCAAGGGUUCCCCCUCAACUGGGCGCCACGUUGUGGUCGGGUUCUCCGAGGCAGAGGAUGGUGGAGAACAGCCAAGCUCCUUGUCGGACCUCCCACAUCUCGCUAGAAGGGGGCCGAAAGGGAGAGAAAUUGCUGUUGCUGCUCUAGUGCUGAGGAGUUUGAUAUUCGAGAUGCCAUUUUCCUCGUAUGAGAUGGCUCAAAGAGUUAUCAGUAACUCAGAACUGAAGCACUGAAAUUCCCUGACUCUGAUUUUUUCAGUGUAGUUCUUUCAGCCUUGACACUUCUAGAUGGGACAGAAAGUUUCUGAGUGAAAGUAAUGCAAGUGAUACGGUAUGCCUGAAGCCAUUCCCUAGAGGUAGGACAUGGAGAGAGAAUUGGUUUGGAAGAAUUUGGGUGAAUUAAAUAAAGACUGGUGGAAAGCUGAAAUAGAAACUAAACAUUCAUGGACUCUCCCUUAGUUCUACUAGUUAUUAGUUGUGGGAUAUUAGCUAAGUUCUGUAUUCUCUUUAGGCAUUAGUAAGUGUCCAAUGGCGACCAUUGUUGUUAAAUGUAGUUAUUUUUGUAUUAGUCUUUAUUUUUCAACAAGUAUUUAUUGAAUACCUUCUUGAUGCCGGAUUUUUGCUAGUCACUGGGUGUACAGUAUUGAAGACAAACCCUCAGAGACCUUUUGAUCUAGUGGGAAAUGCAGACAUGAAAUAAGUGAUGGCUGUCUUUUGAAGAAGAUCAGAAUGGGGAAAGACUUUUGUAAAUUAGCCAUUUAAAAACAAUCUGCCAUGUUGAUUUUGGUCCAUAAGAAGAUCACUAUAAACAAAAUUUCCACAAGAGAAAAUGUUGAAAUAGGAGUUGCGGAUACAUUGGAUAUACUGGAUGAAAUACAAGCGGUUAAUUUUUGUAACGUGAGGGAAAAGCCCACAUUGCUGGUUACAUGUGUAAAUCACUGCGUUAUUGCUUUAGUCAUUGUCUCUAUUUAGCAAUGACAAGACUGGAAGAAGUAAAUAGAGAAGUGAACAUGCAUUCUUCAGUGCGGUAUCUUGGCUAUUUAGCCAGAAUCAAUUUAUUGGUUGCUAUAUGCUUAGGUCUAUACGUAAGAUGGGAAAAAACAGCCAAUUCCUUAAUUUUGGUAAUUUUUAUUCUUGGUCUUUUUGUUCUUGGAAUCGCCAGCAUACUCUAUUAUUAUUUUUCAAUGGAAGCAGCAAGUUUAAGUCUCUCCAAUCUUUGGUUUGGAUUCUUGCUUGGCCUCCUAUGUUUUCUUGAUAAUUCAUCCUUUAAAAAUGAUGUAAAAGAAGAAUCAACCAAAUAUUUGCUUCUAACAUCCAUAGUGUUAAGGAUAUUGUGCUCUCUGGUGGAGAGAAUUUCUGGUUAUGUCCGUCAUCGACCCACUUUACUAACCACAGUUGAAUUUCUGGAGCUUGUUGGAUUUGCCAUUGCCAGCACAACUAUGUUGGUGGAGAAGUCUCUGAGUGUCAUUUUGCUUGUUGUAGCUCUGGCUAUGCUGAUUAUUGAUCUGAGAAUGAAAUCUUUCUUAGCUAUUCCAAACUUAGUUAUUUUCGCAGUUUUGUUAUUUUUUUCCUCAUUGGAAACUCCCAAAAAUCCGAUUGCUUUUGCAUGUUUUUUUAUUUGCCUGAUAACUGAUCCUUUCCUUGACAUUUAUUUUAGUGGACUUUCAGUAACUGAAAGAUGGAAACCCUUUUUGUACCGUGGAAGAAUUUGCAGAAGACUUUCAGUCGUUUUUGCUGGAAUGAUUGAGCUUACAUUUUUUAUUCUUUCAGCAUUUAAACUUAGAGAUACUCAUCUUUGGUAUUUUGUAAUACCUGGCUUUUCCAUUUUUGGAAUUUUCUGGAUGAUUUGUCAUAUUAUUUUUCUUUUAACUCUUUGGGGAUUCCAUACCAAAUUAAAUGACUGCCAUAAAGUAUAUUUUACCCACAGGACAGAUUACAAUAGCCUUGAUAGAAUCAUGGCAUCCAAAGGGAUGCGCCACUUUUGCUUGAUUUCAGAGCAGUUGGUGUUUUUUAGUCUUCUUGCAACAGCGAUUUUGGGAGCAGUUUCCUGGCAGCCAACAAAUGGAAUUUUCUUGAGCAUGUUUCUAAUCGUUUUGCCAUUGGAAUCCAUGGCUCAUGGGCUCUUCCAUGAAUUGGGUAACUGUUUAGGAGGAACAUCUGUUGGAUAUGCUAUUGUGAUUCCCACCAACUUCUGCAGUCCUGAUGGUCAGCCAACACUGCUUCCCCCAGAACAUGUACAGGAGUUAAAUUUGAGGUCUACUGGCAUGCUCAAUUCUAUCCAAAGAUUUUUUGCAUAUCAUAUGAUUGAGACCUAUGGAUGUGACUAUUCCACGAGUGGACUGUCAUUUGAUACUCUGCAUUCCAAACUGAAAGCUUUCCUCGAACUUCGGACAGUGGAUGGACCCAGACAUGAUACGUAUAUUUUGUAUUACAGUGGGCACACCCAUGGUACAGGAGAGUGGGCUCUAGCAGGUGGAGAUACACUACGCCUUGACACACUUAUAGAAUGGUGGAGAGAAAAGAAUGGUUCCUUCUGUUCCCGGCUUAUUAUCGUAUUAGACAGCGAAAAUGCAACCCCUUGGGUGAAAGAAGUGAGGAAAAUUAAUGACCAGUAUAUUGCAGUGCAAGGAGCAGAGUUGAUAAAAACAGUAGAUAUUGAAGAAGCUGACCCGCCACAGCUAGGUGACUUUACAAAAGACUGGGUAGAAUAUAACUGCAACUCCAGUAAUAACGUCUGCUGGACUGAAAAGGGACGCACAGUGAAAGCAGUAUAUGGUGUGUCAAAACGGUGGAGUGACUACACUCUGCAUUUGCCAACGGGAAGCGAUGUGGCUAAGCACUGGAUGUUACACUUUCCUCGUAUUACAUAUCCCCUAGUGCAUUUGGCAAAUUGGUUAUGCGGUCUGAACCUUUUUUGGAUCUGCAAAACUUGUUUUAGGUGCUUGAAAAGAUUAAAAAUGAGUUGGUUUCUUCCUACUGUGCUGGACACAGGACAAGGCUUCAAACUUGUCAAAUCUUAAUUUGGACCCUAAAGCGGGAUAUUAAUAAGCACUCAUACUACCAAUUAUCACUAACUUGCCAUUUUUUGUAUGCUGUAUUUUUAUUUGUGGAAAAUACCUUGCUACUUCUGUAGCUGCUCUCACUUUGUCUUUUCUUAAGUAAUUAUGGUAUAUAUAAGGCGUUGGGAAAAAAUAUUUUAUAAUGAAAGUAUGUAGGGAGUCAAAUGCUGACUGUAAAUGCAUAAGAGACGUUAAAAAUAACACUGCACUUUCAGGAAUGUUUGCUUAUGGUCCUGAUUAGAAAGAAAACAGUUGUCUAUGCUCUGCAAUGGCCAAUGAUGAAUUACUAAUGCCUUAUUUUCUAGGCAUAUAAUAGUUUAGAGAAUGUAGACCAGAUAAAUUUGUUUACUGUUUUAAGAAAACUACCAGUUUACUUACAGAAGAUUUUUUUUUCCAAACAGUAGGUUUCAUCCAAGACCAUUUGAAGAACUGCAAACUCUUUCUCUUAGAAAAGAAAGAGGGCUGCCUAAAAUAAACGCAAAAUUUGCUUAUACUCCAUCACAUUCAGAUGUCUUGGUUGUGACUUAUUACCAGUGUAGCAGAGAACCCAAGUUACAUUUUAGAUCAAAAUAUUCUUUAUGUAGGUAUUGUUAAAAGGCUAGAGCCUACAAGUUGCUCUUCCAUGCGUUGGUUGGGGGGCCCUGAAAACACUGGUAAUAUUAAGAGUCUUCCUCAGGGUAACUUAAUGUUUUCUUAAUGAACAAUGUUUCCAGCUACAAAUUCUUCCAAUAAAUUGUCUUCCUUUUUGAAAAGUACUCUCAGAAGAAAUUUAGCAAUUUCUCAUUGACUGACUCAGUCUAAGUAUUCAGAAAAGAUUUUGAUCCCCAUUGAGUUAAUGCUCUGCCAUGAAAAUUAUUUUUCUGAUCCUUGUUAGUGGUAACAUUUUUUUUUUUACUGAAUGUCAAAGGAUAGAAAACAAGUAUUUCUCUUCUUGUAUACAUGUAAUGUGUUAUGUAAAAAAGUAUUCCUAUUGGCAAUUUUAGUUAGGCAUAAUAUUAUGGUUGUAAUUUUUAAAACUUAGUGUUUUAUCUGAUUAAAGCAGGCACUGAUCAGGUUAUCUCCUAAGAGGUAAUUCACUUCUUAUUCCUUUCCAAUAAUUAUUACAUUCUAAAUUUUCAUCUAUGAGAAAUAACAAGAAGGGAAUAGAAUUAAAUUGGGGUAUAAUCUGAUCUUCAUUGUUUAAAUGGUUUGCCUUCUCACCAUUGAAGCCAUUUUUUUCUAGCCUCAGAAAGAGGAAAUAAUGCCUCCACCAUUUUCUACCUGGUGACUUGAAAAUUGAACUUUUAAGUUAGGAAGAAGUUAGAGUCAGGGAACCUGUAUACCACUAUCUAUGCAGCACUGUUAUAGUCUGAUUAUUUCUGUGUUUUGAAUAUGAUUUCCCUAAUGCUCUAAAUAAAAUUUUGUUAAAAAUUAA
Molecule: messenger RNA, 4872 nt
Organism: Symphalangus syndactylus (siamang)
Lineage: Eukaryota; Metazoa; Chordata; Mammalia; Primates; Hylobatidae
Gene: TMEM168
Product: transmembrane protein 168
Source: RefSeq, a predicted model, not a curated record